UCUUGACUCCGGGACAGCAGCUGAGGGCUGAGGCAGAAGCAGAUCAGUUUGCACUCCUUGGACUCCGCAGUCAGCCUCCAUUGGCUCUGACACAACUGGACACGAGUCUUUUACUUUUUCUUUUUCUCUCUCUUUUUAAAAAAAAAAAAAUCAUCCUCUAUUUGCAGUCAUGGCGGACACCUCCUGGAAGGAAACCAAUCACCUUUUUUAAGAGUUUGAAACGUCCUCCACUCAUCUUGCUCCUGUGCGGAGACUUUGACUCCGCGGACCCCCUAAAUGCCUUUCAUUGAGAAAAGGCUUCGGACGUUCAGUGUUGUGAAUGUGUACAAGCAGCAGAUUACUUGAAUAAGAUGGGUAAUAAGCAAACAAUAUUUACCGACGAGCAACUUGAUGCCUACCAGGACUGUACAUUUUUCACCCGCAAAGAAAUUCUGCGGUUGCAUGGCAGAUACCAUGAGUUGGCUCCACAUCUUGUACCAAUGGACUACACCAAUGAUCCUGAUUGCAAACUGCCUUUAGCCUUGAUAGUCAACAUGCCAGAGUUAAAGGAAAACCCAUUUCGCAACAGGAUCGUAGAGUCUUUCUCAGAGGAUGGGAUGGGGAAUCUCAGCUUCAAUGAAUUUGUGGACAUGUUCUCAGUCCUCAGUGAAACGGCUCCUAGAGAACUCAAGGCCAUAUAUGCCUUCAAAAUAUAUGAUUUCAAUGUGGAUAAUUACCUGUGCAAAGAGGACCUGGAAAAGACUCUGAAUAGGCUGACGAAAGAGGAGCUGACUCCUGAGGAGGUGGAUCUGGUGUGUGAGAAGACCAUCGAGGAGGCGGAUUUGGAUGGAGACAACAAACUCUCCUUUGCUGAUUUUGAAAAUAUGAUAUCUAGGGCUCCUGACUUUUUAAGUACCUUCCAUAUACGAAUCUGAGAGGGCUCCGUGGAAGGUUUCCAAGGUGGACGGCGUGAUGAACCUCAGGACUCCGCCUGAACCACGUCCUGGCCACAGCACAGUGCCUGUCUUCCACUCCCAUCGUCAGAAAAAAACCACACAUCAGUGCUCUGCGGCCUCAGCGAAGUCUGCUUAGUUAGAAAGCAGAAUACUGGGUAAACCUGAAUUCCCAGUACCCUGAAUUUCCAUACUGUGGAUGAAAAUGUUUUUUCCUCAAAGGGCUUGACCUGGAUUGGUCUCUUGUUGGGAGAAAAGGUCAUUCUUCCACAUUUUAUGUUUGAAAAAUGGGAAAUGAAACGAGUCUAAAAUGAGCCAGACUCUGGGCUGCCUCUUAUUGAGCACAUUCAAGAAUGCAUAAAAUGCUUAUCUACCUACAGUGUAUUGCACGUCUUCCUACAA
Molecule: messenger RNA, 1334 nt
Organism: Seriola dumerili (greater amberjack)
Lineage: Eukaryota; Metazoa; Chordata; Actinopteri; Carangiformes; Carangidae
Gene: cib2
Product: calcium and integrin-binding family member 2-like
Exons: 6
Coding region: 351-914 (187 amino acids)
Molecular function (GO): calcium ion binding
Source: RefSeq, a predicted model, not a curated record